AUGGUUCGCUACCGAAUGCGGAGCCCGAGCGAGGGCCCGCACCAGGGGCCUGGGCAAGAACAUGGGCGUGAGGGGCAGGGGCAGGGGCAGGGGCAAGGGCUGAGCCCAGAGAAUGCAGAGGACUAUGGGAGGACACACAGGGGCCACUACCACAGACGCAGGCGCUGCUCGCGUAGGAGGUUGCACAAGAUCCACAGGAGGCGCCGGUCAUGCAGGAGGCGAAGGAGACGCUCCUGCCGCCACAGGAGGCGGCAUCGCAGAGGCUGCAGAAGAUCCCGAAGGAGGAGGAGGUGCAGGUGCAGGAGGUGCAGGAGGCGUUACCACUAA
This is a messenger RNA of Acomys russatus (golden spiny mouse), 327 nucleotides long. It is a transcript of the gene Prm2, whose product is annotated as protamine 2. Lineage: Eukaryota; Metazoa; Chordata; Mammalia; Rodentia; Muridae. Bases 1 to 327 code for a protein of 108 amino acids. The record is from RefSeq and is a predicted model, not a curated record. Gene Ontology annotation, biological process: chromosome organization; spermatid development; nucleus organization. Gene Ontology annotation, cellular component: nucleus. Gene Ontology annotation, molecular function: DNA binding. The transcript is spliced from 2 exons.